Messenger RNA from Cervus elaphus (red deer), 555 nucleotides. Its product is annotated as putative protein ZNF720. The record is from RefSeq and is a predicted model, not a curated record. The transcript is spliced from 4 exons. Gene Ontology annotation, biological process: regulation of DNA-templated transcription. Bases 1 to 555 code for a protein of 184 amino acids. NCBI's taxonomy places the organism in Eukaryota, Metazoa, Chordata, Mammalia, Artiodactyla, Cervidae.
AUGUCCUUUGUAUUUCAGGGGCUGCUGACAUUCCAGGAUGUGACCAUAGAUUUCACGCAAGAGGAGUGGGAAUGCCUGGACCUCGGUCAGCGGGAAUUGUACAGGGACGUGAUGUUAGAGAACUACGGGAAUCUGGCCUGCUUGGGUCUUGUGGUCUCUAAGCCGGACCUGGUCACAUUUCUGGAGCAAAUGAAGGAUCCCUGGGAUGUAAGGAGAAUGGAGAUAGCCAUACACCCAGCUGUGUCUUCUCACGACACCCAGGGUUUGAGGACCCAAAAGCCAGGCUUAGAAGAUUUACUCCCAACAGCAAAGCUAGGAAUAUAUGAAAGAUUUCACCUUGCAAAUUUACAUUUAACCAACGACUGGGAAUCUAUGAGGGCAUAUAAAGAGCGGAGAGCAUGUUAUGAUGGACACAACCAAGUUGGUUCUGUUUCCCAUAAAGUAAACAUUCCCAUCAAAAGAAAUCAAGGAUGUGAAUCAAAUAAGGAAAAACCAAUUUCAGAUGACGAAUUUCAAUCAUUAACAUUUGCAGAUAAGUCAGAAUAUUCAGACUAA